Molecule: messenger RNA, 2190 nt
Organism: Rhizopus microsporus ATCC 52813
Lineage: Eukaryota; Fungi; Mucoromycota; Mucoromycetes; Mucorales; Rhizopodaceae
Exons: 7
Coding region: 1-2190 (729 amino acids)
Biological process (GO): cytoskeleton organization
Cellular component (GO): cytosol
Source: RefSeq, a predicted model, not a curated record
AUGUACCUGGUAAUCAUAUGUAAUAAGCAAGAAAGUACAUCCCUACAAGAAUAUCAAGUAGCUGAAUCCUUAUUUCACCUCAUUGUUCGAUUGAAAGAGCACUUUACAAAAAUAUUUCCAUUAAAGAAACUGAUGUUGGUUAUCUGGAAGGCUCUAUUGAUCACACUUGGGGACUUGAAUGAAGAAUAUCAAGAUAUGAAGAAGGGCGUACGUCAGGCUUAUGGAUUACCUAUCUAUCAGGAUAAAUCAAAGCUUAUAAAAUGCACACCAGAGGACCUAUAUGCGUUCUAUCAGCAUUCAAGUGACAGAUAUCCCACAUUUAUACCAAAAAAGCCAACAUCAAAAUUGUUAAAAGACUCGUUAAUCAUUUCACCUACAAAAAGAUUGGUUCAACUGAUGGGUUUAGUAGAAGAGUUAAAUAAGACUGAUCUGCCAUUUCAGACCAUCUUUCCUUCCAAAAAUACAUUAUCUCAACAACAGCAACAGCAACAACAGCAUGCAGCAAAGGAGGAAUAUAAAAGAAUAAAAGAAGCCAACUUGCUACCAUUAAUAAUGCCUGGAUCUAUGAUACCCCACAGCCUAUUAGAGGCAAAUCAAAUUUGGUUAGAUCAUUUAUAUAUUUCAGUAACAAAUUAUCAAACUAUUCGGGAAAGAAAGAUGGCCAUAAAUAGAUGGCAACUAUGGAAAAAGAAACAACAAAACCAACAACAACAACAAGAUGAUGAAAUUGAAGAUGAAAAUGACGACGACGACGAUAAAUGGAUGAAGCACUUGAAUGACACACACAAGUCAAAGCUGGAAUAUAUAAAGCAAUUGUAUAGAUCCAUCGUUCCCUAUUUUCAUAGUAUAGUCGUUGUGGUAUUGAAGAUGUUGUUAUCCGUUGUAUCAACAGGGAAGGAUAAGGAAGCUGAAAUAAUGGAAGAUGUGAAUGUUACUAGAAAUAGAGAAACUGUGUCAAAAGCUGUAUCAGGCAUACUAUUGCUUCUAUUGAAAUGGUUUAAGGUCUCUCAUGUAUUCGAAUUUGAAUAUUUUGCACAGAGUUUGAUUGAUUCCGGAUGUAUGCUUCUCAUAUUAAAGUUGCUUGGAUUACAAGAGAUUGGCUUACUGGCUUCAAGAAAGACGGAUGAUGAUAGCCAAAGCUUUUUCGGCUAUGUGCAGCAGCUGAAGCCCCAGGAUGAUGACCAAGGGGACAGAGGAUAUACAAACAAGAGGAAUUUAUGCUGGACUAUCAAUUUAUUAAGGAUAUUACAAAUGCUUAGUAAAGGCAAGGCACAACGUAUUCUGCUCUUGGUGCAGUAUAAAUCAUCUGCCAUUUUAAAAAAGCUAUUAAAAGUUGGACACCCUACAAAUCUGAAGAAUCAAGUACCAUAUCUUGGCCGUAAAUGGAGAUCAUCCAAUAUGAAGACAGUAUCAGCAAUCUAUUCCCAUUGUCCAACUUCAUUAAAUGAUGAAUGGUUGUCGACAUCUGAAGGAUCUGUGGAUACAGAAGAUACUACAUUGAAGGAAAAACAUUUGAGAACAUUAAUCAGAUUAUACAAUGGAAGACACUAUUUAUCAUCUUUAUUGCCCUCAAUGGAUGAGAUUCAUGGACCAGAAAAAACAUAUUUUUAUGCUGAUGCUCCCAAUGGAUUACCAGAAUAUUCAAUACAUGAACUAAUCGCACUUGAUGACGUUGAAUUGGAUGUUGACUUUAAGCAAAACUACAGGAUGUUCCUUGACAAAGAGGUGUACUCUACGGAUGCCGAAGAAGAAGAGGAUGAUGAAGAACGCACAUGGAGCAUUGGUACGCCGUUACCUGACAGUGCACCUACCUUAGCUCUGUCACAUGAAGAAAUUGAGAAAGAGAUUAACAGACUAUACUUGGAAGAAUUAAAUAAUGAAUUUCAGCAACAGGAAGAGCAAAUGAAUGGAUGGGAUUCACCAAGCGAACCUAACCCUAGUAGUCUCAGAGUGGAUGACGAGGAAGACGUUGACGAAGAAUAUUGGACAAACACAGAGGAUGACCCAUUAACAGGUAUAGACUGGAAUAGUUUAACAGAGGAAGAACUGAACAAGAGACUCUCUAUCGUGGAAAGUAAUACUGUUAAAAGAUGGAUGAAUGUUGAACUUGAUGAUCCUCGAUAUCUCAAGGUUCUGAACCCUUUGGACACUGAGAUAGAGACAGAUGAAGAAGGCUGGCCAAAGUGGUGA